CUCAGAUACAACAGAGAGCAAAACACCAGAGAAAGGCAAAAUCAAAUAUUAAGAACAAUUUAAGUUGAAGACAGAAAGGGAUUAUUUUUAUAGGACAUCUGAGAAGAACUGAUCACAAGCAAUGUCUGCUCCUCCAAAAGAAAAUAUUGGUCUUCCAGUUUCUGAGUUUGUGCAGAUGAAUAACCUGGCCUGUGAAAGUGUCGGGGGAAAGGUGUUGUUCGCAACUGAUGACUGGUUUGCCCCUGCAGAAAAUCUACUAAAGAAAAAAGAUCCAGAAUUCAAACCAGGAUUGUUCACAGAAUUUGGGAAAUGGAUGGAUGGCUGGGAGACAAGGCGGAAACGAAUUCCAGGACAUGACUGGUGCAUAAUUGAGUUGGGCGUGCCUGGGAUCAUUCAUGGCUUUGAGGCUGACACCCGCUUUUUCACAGGAAACUACGCCCCUCGGAUCUCUGUUCAGGCAGCAUGUUUGAAGCCAGAGGAAAUUACAUUUCAACCAAGAAAAGACAAAAUUGGAACGGCUGCUUCUAUUGAAGAAUAUAAGUCAGCUGAUAAGCUCAAGUCAGAGAAGUGGAGCCAUCUGCUACAAAUGACCGAGCUUACACCUGGAUAUGCUGAAUCAAGUCACAGCUACUUUAAUGUAAACUCAAAACAGAGAUGGACACAUUUACGGCUUAAUAUCUAUCCAGAUGGUGGAAUAGCCCGCUUCAAGGUGUAUGGCAUUGGACAAAGAGACUGGUCAUCGUGUAAACCAAAUGAUUUGGAAGACUUACUUUCUAUGGUCAAUGGUGGUGUCUGCCUUGGCUUCAGUGAUGCUCAUUAUGGACAUCCUAGGAAUCUCAUAGGUAUUGGAAGAGCAUGUGACAUGGGAGAUGGAUGGGAGACAGCAAGAAGGCUGGACAGGCCACCAGUUCUAAAAGCUGAUAGUAAAGGCAUUCUCCAGGUACCUGGAUUUGAAUGGGCUGUGCUGAAACUGGGCCACCCAGGCUUAGUAACCCAUAUAGAAAUAGACACAAAUCACUUUAAAGGCAAUUCCCCAAAUUCCUGCAAAAUUGAUGCUUGUGCCCUGACACCUACAGAAGAAGAGGGAGUGAAGAGAGAUGAACGUUUUGAAAUAGGUUAUAACUGGAAACCACUACUUUCUGUGACUCAGAUCCACCCUCAUAAGAGACGCUACGUGGAAAGCACAUCUCUGGCGUUACAUCAGGUUAUAAGCCAUGUGAAGAUAACCAUCGCACCAGACGGAGGAGUCAGCAGAAUUCGGCUUUGGGGAUUUCCUCGACCUCUACCCUAAUAAUUGUUUUAAAACACAUAAUUUGAAAAGUUAUUUCAUUUUACACCUUUUCCUCAAAUAUCUCAGCCUGAUGUGAUUGCAAGAACAGCAGCUAAUGUGCAUCUGUGUAUCUCAUGACUUGAACAGAUGUGUGCGGGUUAGUGUCCUCUACAUGCAAAGCUCUGCUAAGAACCAACAUUGCUUGAUUUAUAAUUUUGCUGAUAGAACAAAAGUUAAAGAAAAUGAAUUUUAUCUUCAAUGUCUGUUGAAAAAUAAAUGGAAGUAUCACCCUACUUUAUAUUCUUACUCAUUAAAGAAAGUAUAAACCCUUAUCUGGAAAACUCCAGGUUCUGAGCAUUCUGAACAAUAGAUGACAUAUCUGUGUAUAUAUAUAUAUAUAUAUAUAUAUAUAUAUAUAUAUAUAAGGCAGUUAUUAAAGAUCUUACAUCAGUGAUCCCCAAAAAGAGGGGGGCAACAUGUUGCUCAUCAAUCCCUUGGAUGUUGCUCCCAGUGGCCUCAAAGCAGGUAGUUAUUUUUGAAUUACUGACUUGGGGGCAAGUUUUGGUGCAUAAAAACCAGGUGUACUGCCAAUCAAAGCCUUAUGUAGGCUGCCAGUCCACAUAGGGGCUGCCAAAUUGGCAAUAAGAGCCCCUUUUUUGUAACCCCAGGAACAGUUUUCAUGCUUGUAUUGCCCCCCAACUCUUUUUACAUUUGAAUGUGAUACUUGUCAUGGAGAUUUAUAAAUUAAAAUGAGUAAUA
Xenopus tropicalis (tropical clawed frog) is the source of this 2029-nucleotide messenger RNA. RefSeq names its product allantoicase (gene allc). The record is from RefSeq and is marked provisional. Gene Ontology annotation, biological process: allantoin catabolic process. Gene Ontology annotation, molecular function: allantoicase activity. NCBI's taxonomy places the organism in Eukaryota, Metazoa, Chordata, Amphibia, Anura, Pipidae.